Molecule: messenger RNA, 981 nt
Organism: Elgaria multicarinata webbii
Lineage: Eukaryota; Metazoa; Chordata; Lepidosauria; Squamata; Anguidae
Product: zinc finger protein 239-like
Exons: 3
Coding region: 52-981 (309 amino acids)
Biological process (GO): regulation of transcription by RNA polymerase II
Molecular function (GO): RNA polymerase II cis-regulatory region sequence-specific DNA binding; DNA-binding transcription factor activity
Source: RefSeq, a predicted model, not a curated record
AAGAGGUUCACUCAAAAAUUAAACCUUAUCGUACAUAAACUGUACCAUAGAAUGGAGAAACCCUUUAAAUGCAAAGAAUGUGGGAAAAGCUUUAGUCAAGGAGUAUACCUUACCAGACAUCAACGAAUUCACACCGGAGAGAAACCCUAUAUGUGUAAGGAAUGUGGGGACAGCUUCAGUCAAAUUGCUAGUCUUAGAAGACAUGAAAGAAUUCACACAGGGGAGAAACCCCAUAUAUGUGAAGAAUGUGGAAAGAGUUUCAAUAAAAGAUCAACCCUUAGACGACAUCACAGGUGCCAUACAGGGGAGAAACCGUAUAAAUGUGAACAAUGUGGAAAGUGUUUCAGUCAAAGAUCAAGCCUUAAGCAACAUCGCAGGUGCCAUACAGGGGAGAAACCCUAUAAAUGUGAAGAGUGUGGAAAAGGCUUCAGCCAAAAAUCACACCUUGAACGACAUCACAGGUGCCAUACAGGGGAGAAACCCUAUAAAUGUGAAGAGUGUGGAAAAGUCUUUAAGCAAAAAUCACACCUUAAGCAACAUCAGCGCUGCCAUACAGGGGAGAAACCCUAUAAAUGUGAAGAGUGUGGAAAAGGCUUCAGCCAAAAAUCAGACCUUAAACGACAUCACAGGUGCCAUACAGGGGAGAAACCCUAUAACUGUGAAGAGUGUGGAGAAGGCUUCAGUCGCAGCUCAUCCCUUAAGACUCAUCAAUGUACUCACACAGGCGAGAAAUCCUUUCAAUGCAAAGAAUGUGGAAAGGGUUUCAGUAAAUGCUACAACCUUACUGUGCACAAAAGAAUUCAUACUGGAGAGAAACCUUUUCAAUGCUCUGUGUGCACAAAAACAUUCCGUUAUCACAAGAAGAUGGCAGCUACAGGAGGCCCUCUCUUGAGCAGUCCCAUUGAAAUGAACGGGACUCAAUACGAUGAACCAAACCAGGCUUUAUUGAAAGCAAAAGAGGAAUGUCUGCCAUUGAUCUGA